Molecule: messenger RNA, 561 nt
Organism: Notodromas monacha
Lineage: Eukaryota; Metazoa; Arthropoda; Ostracoda; Podocopida; Cyprididae
Source: the annotation of a GenBank genome assembly
AUGCGAGGUUUGGUGGGCUUAGUGACAGGCGCCGCUUCGGGCCUUGGCCGGGCCACGGCGGAAAGAUUCGUACGCCAGGGCGGCAAAGUGGUUGUCUGCGACUUGUCCUCGUCGAAAGGCGGUGAAGUGGCGUCCCAGCUGGGCACCAACGCUCUGUUUGCCCCCUGCGACGUCACCUCGACUGCGGAAGUUGAAGCGGCGCUCAAGAAGACUACCGAUGAAUUUGGACGACUGGAUGCUGUCAUCAACUGCGCUGGUCGUGAUCAUGUCAUGCAGAUCGUGUUGAGUCGUUUAUUCGCGCAAUCGUUGGGCAGCACUUUGCCUCGACAUUUCAUCAAGUGCCGCCGUGUUCCUAAUGUGUUGCCUGUAAUUUUGAGUCGGCGUGAAAUCGUCAGAGGGAACAAUCCAUGCGAAAUGGAUGUCGAAAAAGUUGAACGUCAAAAAAGGGAAUUCGAAUUGCUGAAAUUGAAAGACCGACGCAAGAAAUAUUCCUGUGGUGAUGGGUUCGUCUGCCUAGAGCAGAUUCAAACCUGGAAAGAAUACUUCCAGAACCGUCGUGAU